Molecule: messenger RNA, 1120 nt
Organism: Westerdykella ornata
Lineage: Eukaryota; Fungi; Ascomycota; Dothideomycetes; Pleosporales; Sporormiaceae
Exons: 1
Coding region: 274-939 (221 amino acids)
Source: RefSeq, a predicted model, not a curated record
CUGUAGGCAAGCGGCCAUGUCGGCCAGCACUUCACCACCGAGCUCCUCAAGACCGGCAAGCACACCGUCACAGUCCUGACCCGCCCCACCAGCACCGCAACUUUCCCCCAAGGCACCCAAGUCGUCCGAGUCGACUAUUCGGACCACUCAGCCCUCGUGUCCGCUCUCCGAGGCCAACACUUCCUCAUCAUCACGCUUGCCGCGCGCGGUCCAGCACCAGAGCUGCACACCAACAUCGUCAAAGCCGCCAUAGAAGCCGGCGUCCCAUUCAUCAUGCCCAACAACUACGGCGCCAACAUUCGCAACAAGAAGGUGCUCGAGAUAGAGCCGAUCGUCGCGGCCAACGCCCAGAAAGCCCAGGAGAUCCAAGAUCUCGGUGGGGCAUACAUCGUCAUGGCGUGCGGCUUGUGGUAUGAAUGGUCGCUUGCUGCUGGCGAGGAGUGGUUCGGGUUCGACAUCAAGAAUCGCAAAGUCACGUUUACCGAUGAUGGAUUGACCAAGAUCUGGACGAGUACGUGGGAGCAGUGUGGGCGGGGCUUGGCGGCGCUUUUGUCGCUUCCUGUGCAUAAGGAUAAGGCUGGGAGCAACGGACUGGCGCUUGAGCAAUUCAAAAACGACCAGAUUAUUCUAGAGAGCUUCCGCGUCAACCAGAGGGACAUGUUGGACAGUCUUCAUCGGGUAUUGGGUACAACGGACGCGGAUUGGGAUAUUAGAUCUGAGCCGAGGCAGAAAAGAUUGGAGGAUGGACAGAGGGAUAUGAUGAACGGGGAUGUAGCGGCGUUUGCGAAGCAGCUUUAUGCGAAGCUUAUGAGACCAGAGGCGCAGGAAUUGGAAGUGGAGGGUAUUGAGAAGAAGCUGGGGUUGCCGAAGGAGAGCCUGGACGAGGCGACGAAGAGGGCGGUGGAUAUGGCUGAGGGUGACUGGACGCCUUUCGGUUAGAGAGUUGGCCAGGGGCUGCCUCAAUCGUGGUAGUCGAGGAUAUGCAAUGGAGAUAAUGUUUGCCUCAGUUGAUUUCGUGCAGAUCUUUAGUAUACUGGAACUGCCCCUCCUUCAAAAUUACCCAUCCUAUCUGGAAUAUGCUCUUCAUCAUGCGCCGGUCGGCACGCUCCUUCAGUCCUGU